Messenger RNA from Salvelinus namaycush (lake trout), 2889 nucleotides. It is a transcript of the gene pcdh8.2, whose product is annotated as protocadherin-8. Bases 1 to 2889 code for a protein of 962 amino acids. Gene Ontology annotation, molecular function: calcium ion binding. Gene Ontology annotation, biological process: homophilic cell-cell adhesion. The transcript has 3 exons. Lineage: Eukaryota; Metazoa; Chordata; Actinopteri; Salmoniformes; Salmonidae. Gene Ontology annotation, cellular component: plasma membrane. The record is from RefSeq and is a predicted model, not a curated record.
AUGUUAUUUUUUUCACUGGCUGAGUCUGAGGGAAAUCCUCUGAAAUACCAGACCAAUGAGGAGGGAAGUCCAGGAACAGUGAUCGGUAACCUGGCCAAGGACAUGUCCUUGAGUCCCUCUUUUGGCUCCAAUACUAAUUUCAGGAUGAUGAAACAAUUCAACGAUUCUUUUAUCCGGGUGAGAGAAAGCGACGGGGAGCUUUCUGUUGGGGAGAGGAUUGACAGAGAGAGAAUCUGUAGGCACACUUUACAGUGUCUCAUCACUUUUGAUGUUGUCAGUUUUUCAAAAGAGAGGUACAAAUUGAUCCAUGUCGAGGUGGAGGUAAAAGACAUCAAUGAUAACUCUCCGGAGUUUCCAAACAAGGAAUAUACAGUUGAGAUCUCUGAAAAUGCCGAUGUGGGGUUCCGUAUUCAUUUGGACCCAGCCGAGGACGCAGAUGUCGGUUCAAACUACAUCCAAAGCUAUCAAAUUUCUGUCAACAGUCAUUUUUCAAUUGAUGUGCUUUUGAGAGCAGAUGGGGUUAAAUAUGCGGAGUUGGUGCUAAUGAAAGAGCUAGACAGAGAGACUCAGUCAUCUUAUGCGGUGGAGCUUAUUGCCACAGACGGAGGAAACCCUUAUAGGUCGGGUUCAACGAAAAUAACAAUUAAAGUGACAGACUUUAAUGACAACCGUCCUGUUUUUGACCAGAAUAAUUUCUCGGUAACUUUGCCCGAGAACGCACAGGUUGGAUUCGUUUUAUUGGACUUAAAUGCAGUUGAUCCAGAUGAGGGUUUAAAUGGAGAGGUGGGCUAUGGGUUCGGAAAACAGGUUUCUGCAGAAAUCAGAGAACUUUUCGAAGUGGACAGUAAAUCCGGGCGCGUGAGGCUUAAGAACCCAGUGGAUUUUGAGACCAAGAAAACAUAUGAAUUAGACGUGCAGGCGACUGAUCUAGGAUCUAACCCGACCCCCGCCGUCUGUAAAAUAAUAAUUCAUAUCAAAGACGUUAAUGACAAUGCCCCAGAAAUCAGUAUUACGCCAAUGACCUCCAUCUCAACAGGCAUCGCAUAUAUCAGCGAGACAGCAGACAAGGACAGCCUAGUGGCGCUGAUCAGCACCUCGGACAGGGACUCGGGCGUCAAUAGCCAGGUCCACUGCACUUUAUAUGGGCACGAUCAUUUCAAACUUCAACAGGCUUAUGAGGACAGCUACAUGAUUGUCACCGCAGCAUUCCUAGACAGGGAGAAGAUUAGUGAGUACAAUUUAACAGUGAUGGCUGAAGAUUUUGGGUCACCUCCAUUGAGAAAAAUCACACAAUACACCAUCAGGCUAAGCGACGAGAAUGACAACGCCCCACACUUUACUAAGCCUAUCUAUGAAGUUUCUGUGGUGGAAAAUAAUGCACCAGGGGCAUAUAUAACCACGGUUGAAGCCAGAGAUGCAGACUUGGGAACUAAUGGCAAAAUUACAUACAGACUUUUAGACAGUGUUAUAAUGGGAUCACCUGUCAACACGUUUGUAUCUAUAAAUGCAAUCUCUGGUUCAAUAUAUGCACUGAGAAGCUUCAACUAUGAAGUCAUGAAACAUCUGGAGGUACACAUCCAGGCAAGCGAUGAGGGGUCACCCCAGCUUCAGAGCAGUGCCAUCAUCAUUCUAAAAAUAUUGGAUCAGAAUGACAACGCUCCGUCUAUCAUAGAGCCCAUCCUUAAUAAGGGAUCAGCUGAGAUUUUCCUGCCCAAAGACGCACCUGCAGGUUAUGUUGUCACCCAGAUAAAGGCCACGGAUGCUGAAGAAGGCAUUAACGCGCAGAUGUCCUACAAAAUCACUGAGGGGGGACACUUGGGUUUCUCUAUCAAUAAGGUUACUGGGAAGUUACAUGUGACUCAUGAGCUGAACUAUGAUCUGUCUGAAACAUUGAGAGUCCUAGUGGCUGUCAAUGACAAUGGGACACCUUCUCUGACCUCCACAGCCACUAUACACCUCACUCUCAUCGAAGGCACUCCUCCCAGUGUUCCUGCUAUGGUCCAAAACGACAGUGUGGAGGUCUUUGAAUGGGACAUAGCCAUUAUCAUAGUCCUAUCAGGGAGCUGCUCCCUCCUCUUGCUAGCCAUCAUCUUAAUCACUACCACCUGCAGUCGACGCAAACAGGAGAAGAGAGAGGCGGGAUACAGUGAAAAUGAAGACAUGCCACAUGUGGAGAAGGGGGAGAGCAGACAAAUUGAUUCAUUGAUCACCAACCACAAAAGCAAUGUGUUUGAUGUGCACCCUUUUCCUGAGAAAGCACCGUUGGCCUCAAGCAACACAAUAAAAACAGCCCCUGACGAUGGAAGACAAGAAAAAGAGUGUGUCUUUGACAACAGAAUAAUGGAGGGUAAAUUGGAGGGUUAUUCGACAUUGCCUGGCUAUAGGAAAGAAACCCUCAGACCCAUAACCAUAUGGAAGGGUAAUUCAUUCACAACCAUCUCCGCGAGAGAUCCUCAGUUCAGUGGAAAGGACAGUGGGAAAGGAGACAGUGACUUUAACGACAGCGACUCUGACAUCAGUGGAGAUGGCCACAAAAAAGACUCCCCACCGAUAAACAGUGUUUCCACAGGUCUCUGGGCCUGCACCAGUGAGUGUAAAAUCCUAGGCCACUCAGACCGAUGCUGGAGCCCCUCUGCCACUAGAGCCAAUACCAGCCUCUCCCAUGGACCACACCUCUCAACCUUCUCCAAGACAGCCUCUCUGCCGCGAAACACUCUGCAAAGAGACGCCUACUACCAACAGGCUCACCUACCCAAAAUCAAUGGUCUGCAAAGUGUCUAUGAAAAAGUCCAGCACCAAGAAUUGGAUUAUAUUCUGGUUUGUCCACCAACACCAGCCAGGAUACUAGAGACUGAUGAGAUAUCCCUCCCAGAGUAUGGACAGUCCUAA